CCUUCCUGCCUCCAAUCGUGUGUGUAUGUGUGUGUGUGUGUGUGUGUGUGUGACCGCGCUUGUGUGUGUGUGUGUCUUCUCUUCGUCUGCGAUCCUACAUUUUAAGGGUUUCGAGUGAGAUCAAAGUUGUGUAUGGUGAAAGGACUCCAGUGCCAAUUUCACAUGAAUUUUCCUACCAGGAAAAUACGGUAGAGAUUAGCGAAAAUUCUGACAACUUCGUACCGAAUAAAAUAGGAGUUUUUGUGAUAACGACCAGCCGUGUUUGCUAUGCACAACAAGUGAGAGUAAAUUGUGGUGGAGUUGAAGAAAAAAAAACAAGUGUAAAUUUUUGUUCCGUGAUCGAAAGUGCUAAAAAAAAUAGAAAAGCAUAGUUUUACGCCGCAAGUAAGGUGGAAAUUGGUUUUAGCUGAAGACGUACGUACCUGUAAAGUCCCGUGGAGUAAAUUCAGCAAGUACCUGUGAAGCACCCGCCGGAGCUGUUGAUCAGUCGAUCCGGCGUGCCUUCAUCUACAGCCAAGCUGGCUAAUAUUCGCUGCUAGUCGAAUCGUUCGACAUCGGCCCUGUUCGUGGGGCUGUGCGGUCAGGGCCACCAUCACAAUGGGGACCCGAAUAAAAUGGUUAAUUACUACCUCGUUGCUAGUCUGGUUUGGACAACAUGCGUAUGCGCAACUAUGGGCGUCCAACUCCAAUGUCGGCGGUGGUAUCGGGAUGUAUAAGCGACAGGAACAGGACCAUCCAAGACACAUGCAACCACAGAUCGAUCCGAGCUACGGUCUCAUCGACACUGCCAGCGGCCCACAAGGACCACCGUCCAAGAACUGCACUGCAAGCGGCUGUUGUGUACCGAAAUGUUUUGCCGAGAAGGGCGCCCGAGGCUUCCCGGGCCCGAUGGGUUUGAAAGGCGUCAAGGGCGUCCGUGGAUUUCCCGGCUCGGAAGGCUUACCGGGCGACAAGGGAACCAAGGGUGAACCGGGCCCGUUUGGUCUCCAGGGACCGAAAGGUGAUCGUGGUCGGGACGGAUUGCCCGGCUAUCCAGGCAUUCCCGGUACAAACGGUGUUCCCGGAUUGUCGGGUGCGCCCGGUAUACCCGGACGUGACGGAUGCAACGGUACGGACGGUUUGCCCGGCUUUGAAGGACUGCCCGGAAAUCCGGGUCCACGCGGUUUUCCCGGUGUUCCCGGAACGAAGGGUGAAAAGGGAGAGCCCGCACGGCAUCCGGAAAACUACAACAAGGGCCAGAAAGGUGAGCCUGGUAACGAUGGGCUGGAAGGAUUGCCCGGACCGCAAGGUAAGGAAGGACCCAAAGGACAUCCCGGACUGCCCGGUGAAAAGGGUGUGCCCGGAGUACCCGGUUUGAGGGGAGAACGAGGUGACAAGGGCGUGUGCAUUAAGGGCGAGAAGGGCCAGAAAGGUUCGAAGGGUGAGGAAGUGUACGGUGCAACGGGUACGACAACGACAACAGGACCGAAGGGCGAGAAAGGUGAUCGGGGCGAUUCGGGUGAACCGGGACGGCCCGGAGAGAAAGGACAGGCCGGUGACCGCGGACAAUUGGGCGAGCGUGGGCACAAGGGCGAGAAGGGUUUGCCUGGACAACCGGGUCCAAGAGGACGUGAUGGUAACUUUGGACCGGUCGGUCUUCCCGGACAGAAAGGUGAUCGCGGAUCGGAAGGAUUGCACGGACUGAAGGGUCAAAGUGGACCGAAAGGUGAACCGGGACGGGAUGGCAUCCCUGGACAACCCGGUAUCUCCGGACCAGCGGGUGCGCCAGGCGGUGGCGAAGGACGCCCGGGGGCACCGGGUCCGAAGGGACCGCGGGGCUACGAAGGUCCACAAGGACCGAAAGGUAUGGAUGGAUUCGAUGGCGAAAAGGGCGAACGUGGACAGAUGGGUCCUAAGGGCGGUCAGGGUGUACCGGGCCGACCGGGCCCUGAAGGUAUGCCCGGUGACAAAGGUGACAAGGGCGAAUCCGGUUCAGUCGGUAUGCCUGGACCACAGGGACCACGUGGCUAUCCGGGACAACCCGGACCCGAGGGUCUUCGCGGUGAACCAGGUCAGCCGGGUUAUGGAAUGCCAGGACAAAAGGGUAAUGCCGGUAUGGCUGGAUUCCCUGGCUUGAAGGGACAGAAAGGAGAGCGUGGCUUCAAGGGUGUGAUGGGUACGCCUGGUGACGCAAAGGAAGGACGCCCGGGAGCACCCGGAAUGCCGGGACGUGACGGCGAAAAGGGUGAACCGGGUCGUCCGGGUCUCAGCGGAGCGAAGGGUGAACGUGGAUUGAAAGGUGAAAUUGGUGGCCGCUGUACUGAUUGCCGACCGGGACUGAAGGGCGACAAGGGCGAACGUGGAUACGCCGGAGAACCAGGACGACCAGGAUCGAGCGGUAUUCCGGGCGAGCGAGGCUAUCCGGGAAUGCCGGGAGAGGACGGUACACCCGGACUGCGCGGCGAACCAGGACCAAAGGGUGACCCGGGAUUGUUGGGACCACCGGGUCCAUCCGGAGAGCCGGGACGCGAUGCCGAAAUUCCCAUGGAUCAACUGAAACCCAUCAAGGGCGACAAAGGUGAACUGGGCGAGAAGGGUCUGCUAGGUAUUAAGGGUGAGAAAGGAUUCCCAGGACCGGUUGGACCGGAAGGAAAGGUGGGUAUGCGUGGCAUGAAAGGCGACAAAGGACGACCGGGCGAGGCAGGUAUCGAUGGAGCGCCGGGCGCACCGGGUAAGGACGGACUGCCAGGACGACACGGACAAACGCUCAAAGGUGAACCCGGUCUGAAGGGUAAUGUUGGUUACGCGGGCGACAAGGGUGACAAAGGUUACUCCGGACUGAAGGGCGAACCGGGCAAAUGUGCUAACGUACCACCGAACAUAAUGGAAGCGAUUCGUGGUCCGCAAGGAUCGCAGGGCGAGAAAGGCGCUCCCGGUAUCCAGGGAAUGAGGGGCGAAAAGGGUGAUAUGGGUGAGCAGGGACGCACGGGUGCACAGGGUAGUGCUGGACCGCCGGGCGCACCGGGACCAGUAGGACCGCGUGGUUUGACGGGACACCGAGGCGAGAAGGGAAAUUCGGGACCGCUUGGACCACCGGGAGCUCCGGGACGGGAUGGAAUACCUGGUGCACCGGGACUUCCCGGCUCGAAGGGUCUCAAGGGUGAUCCGGGUCUAUCGAUGGUGGGUCCACCCGGCCCCAAAGGUAAUCCAGGUUUGCGUGGUCCGAAAGGUGAUCGGGGCGGUAUGGGCGAUCGAGGCGAUCCAGGAACGCCCGGCUCCGUUGGCUACCCGGGUGAGAAGGGAGAUUUGGGAACACCCGGUCCUCCUGGCUAUCCUGGCGAGGUUGGACCGAAGGGUGAACCGGGCCCGAAAGGACCGGCCGGACAUCCCGGAGCACCGGGACGUCCCGGUGUGGAUGGUGUGAAAGGUUUGCCGGGACUGAAGGGUGACAUCGGGGCGCCGGGUGUGAUAGGACUGCCCGGACAGAAGGGCGAUAUGGGACAGGCGGGUAACGACGGUCUGAAGGGUUUCCAAGGUCGCAAGGGCAUGAUGGGUGCUCCGGGCAUUCAAGGCGUUCGUGGACCGCAAGGAGCGAAGGGUGAACAGGGCGAGAAGGGAGAUAGAGGAGAGAUCGGUAUGAAGGGUUUGAUGGGACAAACUGGACCGCCCGGUAUGGUGGGACCUAAGGGUGACAAGGGUCUUUCCGGUUUGCCAGGACCGGCCUGCUUACCAGGACUUUCCGGCGAGAAGGGUGACAAAGGAUACACUGGACCGGAAGGACCGCCAGGCGAAGCAGGAGCAGCAUCCGAGAAGGGACAGAAAGGAGAACCAGGCGUACCGGGACUCCGUGGUAAUGAUGGACUCCCCGGAUUGGAAGGCCCAUCCGGACCGAAAGGAGAUGCGGGUGUGCCGGGAUAUGGCCGACCUGGACCGCAGGGCGAGAAGGGUGAUGUCGGCCUAACGGGCAUUAACGGACUGCCGGGAUUGAAUGGUGUGAAGGGCGAUAUGGGAGUGACAGGAUUCCCGGGAGUAAAGGGUGACAAGGGUACGACCGGUUUGCCCGGUGUUCCCGGAGCACCCUGUAUGGAUGGCUUGCCGGGCGUUGAGGGUCCAGUUGGACCACGAGGUUAUGACGGUGAGAAGGGUUUCAAGGGUGAACCGGGCCGUAUCGGUGAACGGGGCGACCAGGGCGAAAAGGGCGAUCUCGGAAUUACUGGACCGGUUGGUCUUAUGGGCCGUAAGGGUGAUCGCGGUGUACCUGGUUCGCCUGGUCUUCCCGCAACUGUUGCCGCCAUUAAGGGUGAUAAGGGUGAACCUGGCUUCCCGGGCGCUAUUGGCCGACCUGGUAAGGUGGGAGUACCGGGACUACCGGGUGACAUGGGUUCGAAGGGAGAGAUGGGCAUUCAGGGAUUACCUGGAUUGCCGGGCCCGGCUGGAUUGAACGGACUGCCAGGCAUGAAGGGCGAUAUGGGACCCAUGGGCGAGAAGGGUGACACCUGCCCGGUUGUAAAGGGCGAAAAGGGUCUACCAGGACGACCAGGAAAGACGGGCCGCGAUGGACCACCAGGACUGACGGGCGAGAAGGGUGACAAGGGUUUGGCGGGCUUGCCGGGACCAAUGGGACCUCCGGGACCUGCGGGACCGCUUGGACGGCAGGGCGAGAAAGGUGAUCGAGGUGAUUCCGGUUUAAUGGGUCGCCCUGGUCAGGAUGGACUGCCGGGACCGCAAGGACAGCGCGGUUUGCCGGGACCUCAAGGCGAAAAGGGUGAUCACGGACCACCCGGUUUCGUCGGACCGAAGGGUGAGAAGGGCGAGCGAGGACGGGAAGGAUUAAACGGUUUGAAUGGUCCGCAAGGUUUGAAGGGUGACCGUGGCAUGCCCGGACUAGAAGGUGUCGCCGGUCUGCCCGGUAUGGUGGGUGAGAAAGGUGACCGUGGAUUACCGGGUAUGGCCGGUCUGAACGGUGUUUCGGGUGAGAAGGGCCAGAAGGGAGAAACGCCACAGCUUCCACCCCAACGCAAGGGACCACCCGGACCGCCUGGUUUUAACGGACCGAAGGGUGACAAGGGUAUGCCGGGCUUGGCGGGACCGUCUGGUAUUCCCGGUGCUCCAGGUGCACCUGGCGAGAUGGGACUUCGAGGAUUCGAAGGUGCGCGCGGUUUGCAGGGUCUCCGGGGUGACGUCGGACCUGAAGGACGAAGCGGACGCGAUGGAGCUCCGGGUCUGCCAGGUCCAAAGGGUGAACCAGGCCGGGACUGUGAAUCGGCACCGUACUACACCGGUAUACUGUUGGUACGGCACAGCCAAUCGGAUGAAGUGCCCGUUUGCGAACCGGGUCAUCUGAAGCUGUGGGACGGUUACUCGCUACUGUACGUCGAUGGUAACGACUACCCACACAACCAGGACCUCGGAUCGGCAGGUUCAUGCGUGCGGAAAUUCUCCACACUACCGAUACUGGCUUGUGGUCAGAACAAUGUUUGCAAUUAUGCGUCGCGAAACGAUCGAACAUUCUGGCUGUCGACGUCGGCACCGAUUCCGAUGAUGCCGGUCACGGAGAACGAGAUGCGACCGUACAUUUCGCGCUGCACGGUAUGCGAAGCGCCCACUAAUGUUAUCGCUGUGCACAGCCAGACGCUUCAUAUUCCCGAAUGUCCGAAUGGAUGGGAUGGUUUAUGGAUCGGUUACAGUUUCCUUAUGCACACUGCCGUCGGCCAUGGUGGUGGAGGUCAGUCACUGUCCGGGCCGGGAUCGUGUCUGGAGGACUUCCGUGCCACGCCCUUCAUUGAAUGUAACGGAGGCAAGGGUCACUGCCAUUAUUAUGAAACCCAAACCUCCUUCUGGCUGGUGUCGCUCGAGGACCACCAGCAGUUCCAGCGACCGGAGCAGCAAACGCUCAAGGCUGGUAAUCUGCUCAGCCGAGUAUCUCGGUGCCAAGUGUGCAUCCGCCAUUGAGCAUCACCAUAGGUUUUAUUCGGUCGCCUUUUUUACCUCCUCUCUAUGUCUCUCUUCAACUUUCCUUGUAUUUUUUUUUGCCAUCAUCUGGACACGGCAUGGGUUCGGAUGUUCCAUUAGCAUGGGGGUUCAGUAGCUAUUGUUUCUUUAGUGCAUAUUAGUUCCCUGCGAUACUCUCAAACCCUUCACGUAGCGUACAUAUCUGGCUGAGGUUCACCCUAUACAGAGACCACAAGACGCACUACACACAGUACUACUAUUGCAGACCACUAUCAUUCAGUACUUCGCCCAGACCGAACAGGUGUAACAGCCAGAGACACUAGCUUUUAAAUUAUUUACAGUGUCAAAAAAAGAACCGAAACAAUAAUGUCGUUAAUGCGCGUUCAAUUACUACCAAAAAACAAUUCAACUGUCCGUUGUGCAUUUAGCAAAACAGUUUGACGUGACGCCAAAUAUCUAAUUAAUCAGACAGGAUCUGUGGAUUCGAAGCGGUAAUAAAAUAAUUUCACGCUGCAUUGCAAUAGUAAGGCACACGUUAAUUCUUCGUCCCGUUUCCAGCCAUUCAAAUGGCAUCAUUUUUCGUAACGUGUUCACUAGCAGCUGUUGGAAAAUGGCCUAUGUGUCUGUAUGUUUAUGGUAAACAGUUUUUUGUCCUAUAAUCUUUCCAAUACUUUUUAAAUGUGUUCUUGUAGUUAAAAAUGUUAAAUCCUUUAAUGUUCCAGCCAUGUGAUUCAGUAGAGGAUAGCUAGUACCGAAGCGAGAAAAGCGAACGAUAAAGAAAAUAACACCAAAACUGCCAACCUUUUUGUGGUAAAGGAUUUUCGGAAGAAGCUUCCCCGCUAAGGGUGGAGUGGGUGAGGUGCGUUCAAUUAAAUAUGUUCCAAAGUGCCAUGUAAUUAGAAACCGCUUACCAUUGAGCAUCCGGCAGGUAAUUGUAAUAGUUUCCUACGCGUACUAACAGAAAUAUCCCCGACUUAGUGGGUUUGUGUCCUUUCAAUUAUCGUAACGAUGCGUAACGAAGAGAAAAACAAAAUGGUCAAUCCCAAUCUUUCUGAGCUUGCAGAAGGAUCGCAAACUGAACUCUCCUCCUACCGUUCGAUUAGUUUGUUUUAAUUUUAAUCGCGCAAUUAAUGUAACAUAACAGAAACGAUAAUGAAAGAUGGAAUAAACGUUUUACCAAUAGAA
This is a messenger RNA of Anopheles funestus (African malaria mosquito), 7116 nucleotides long. RefSeq names its product collagen alpha-1(IV) chain (gene Col4a1). Gene Ontology annotation, molecular function: extracellular matrix structural constituent. Gene Ontology annotation, cellular component: collagen trimer. The transcript is spliced from 7 exons. The coding region runs from base 598 to 5931 and encodes 1777 amino acids. The record is from RefSeq and is a predicted model, not a curated record. NCBI's taxonomy places the organism in Eukaryota, Metazoa, Arthropoda, Insecta, Diptera, Culicidae.